Puma concolor (puma) is the source of this 3411-nucleotide messenger RNA. Lineage: Eukaryota; Metazoa; Chordata; Mammalia; Carnivora; Felidae. The record is from RefSeq and is a predicted model, not a curated record.
AUGUUUGACGUAGUAACUCGAGGCGAAUAUCUAAGGCAGAAGAGGCAUAAAAAGCAGAAAGAAAGUGCAGAGGAGGUGGCCAAGUUGGAGAAGCACUUGAUGCUUCUCCGGCAGGAGUACGUGAAGCUGCAGAAGAAGUUGGCGGAGACGGAGAAGAGAUGCACCCUCUUGGCCGCGCAGGCGAACGGCGGGAGCGGCGGUGAGUCCUUCAUCAGCCGCCUGCUGGCCAUCGUGGCCGACCUGUGCGAGCAGGAGCGGUACAGCGAUCUGAAGAUAAAGGUUGGGGGCAAGCACAUCAAUGCUCACAAGUUCGUCCUGGCGGCCCGCAGCGACAGCUGGAGUCUGGCCAGCCUGUCUUCCACCGAGGAGCUGGACCUGUCAGAUGCUAACCCUGAGGUGACCAGGACCAUGCUCCGCUGGGUCUACACGGACGAGCUGGAGUUCGGAGACGACGACGUGUUCCUCACUGAGCUAAUGAAACUGGCUAAUCGCUUUCAGCUGCAGCUCCUCAGGGAGAGAUGUGAGAAGGGUGUUAUGUCUCUGGUGAACGUCAGGAACUGUAUUCGCUUCUAUCAGACCGCGGAGGAACUGAGUGCCGGCACGCUGAUGAACUACUGUGCGGAAAUUAUCGCCAGCCACUGGGACGACCUACGGAAGGAGGACUUCAGCAGCAUGAGUGCCCAGUUGUUGUACAAAAUGAUCAAAUCCAAGACUGAGUACCCGUUGCAUAAGGCUAUCAAAGUAGAGAGAGAGGAUGUGGUCUUCCUCUAUCUAAUUGAAAUGGACUCACAGCUCCCUGGGAAGCUGAACGAAGUGGAUCAUAACGGACACCUCCCCUUGGACCUGGCCCUGUCACGGCGACUGGAGAGCAUUGCCGCCACGCUGGUUAGUCACGGAGCCGAUGUGGACAUGGUGGACAGGAAUGGCUGGAGCCUGUUACACAAAGGAAUCCAAAGAGGAGAUCUCUUUGCUGCCACCUUCCUCAUUAAGAACGGGGCCCUGGUCAAUGCCGCCACGUUGGGUGCCCAGGAGACACCGUUGCACCUCGUGGCGUUGUACAGUUCAAAGAAACACUCCGCGGACGUGAUGUCCGAGAUGGCCCAGAUCGCAGAGGCCCUUCUGCAGGCCGGUGCCAACCCCAACAUGCAAGACAGCAAGGGCAGGACUCCCUUACACCUGUGCAUCAUGGCGAGGAACGAACUCGUAUUCAGUCAGUUGCUGCAGUGCAAACGACAUUUGGCGACAUCUGUAGACAUGUUUGCCUAUUACAGCAAGGUCGGGGAUGCCGUCGGGAACUGCUUACUACAGCGGGCGGCCGAAGCAGGGAACGAGGCAGCGGCUCUUUUCCUGGCCACCAGUGGAGCCCACGUCAACCACAGAAACAAGUGGGGAGAAACCCCGUUGCACACGGCCUGUCGGCACGGGCUGGCCAGCCUCACCGCGGAGCUCCUGCAGCAGGGGGCCAACCCCAACCUGCAGACCGAGGAGGCCGCGUCCCCGGCCGGCUCAGGGGACGGCAUCUACCUGCAGACCCCAUUGCACAUGGCGAUUGCCUACAACCAUCCGGACGUGGUGUCUGUCAUCCUGGAGCAGAAAGCUAAUGCGCUUCAUGCUACCAACAACUUGCAAAUCAUUCCGGAUUUCAGCCUCAAGGAUUCCCGAGACCAGACUGUGCUGGGCCUGGCAUUAUGGACCGGCAUGCACACGAUCGCAGCCCAGCUGCUGGGUUCCGGCGCUUGCAUCAACGACGCCAUGUCAGACGGGCAGACCUUGCUGCACAUGGCCAUGCAGCGUCAGGACAGCAGGAGCGCGCUCUUCCUCCUGGAGCACCAGGCAGACAUAAACGUCAGGACUCAGGAUGGGGAGACGGCCCUUCAGCUGGCCAUCAGGAACCAGCUCCCGCUCGUCGUGGACGCCAUAUGCACGCGUGGAGCGGACAUGUCCGUGCCAGAUGAGAAGGGAAACCCCCCGCUGUGGCUCGCGCUGGCGAACCAUCUGGAGGACAUCGCCUCCACCCUGGUCAGACACGGUUGUGAUGCCACGUGCUGGGGCCCAGGGCCGGGCGGCUGCCUUCAGACACUCCUGCACAGGGCCAUCGACGAGAACAACGAGUCUACUGCCUGCUUUCUUAUUCGCAGCGGCUGCGACGUGAACAGUCCCAGACAGCCCGGUGCUGAUGGAGAAGGGGAGGAGGAGGCCAGAGACGGGCAAACGCCCUUGCAUUUGGCAGCUUCCUGGGGGCUGGAAGAGACGGUGCAGUGUCUUCUGGAAUUUGGUGCCAGUGUAAACACACAGGAUGCGGAAGGAAGGGCACCUGUCCACGUGGCCAUCAGCAACCAGCACAGUGUCAUCAUUCAGUUGCUGAUCUCCCACCCUGACGUCCGCCUCAGUGUCCGCGACAGACAGGGGCUGACCCCCUUUGCCUGCGCCAUGACGUACAAGAACAACCGGGCGGCCGAGGCCAUCCUGAAGCGAGAGCCUGGGGCUGCCGAGCAGGUGGAUAACAAGGGCCGGAAUUUUCUUCACGUGGCAGUCCAGAACUCUGAUAUUGAAAGCGUCCUGUUCCUGAUCAGCGUCCAGGCUAAUGUGAAUUCCAGAGUCCAGGACGCCUCCAAGCUGACCCCUUUGCACCUUGCUGUCCAAGCAGGUUCAGAGAUUAUCGUCCGCAACCUGCUUCUUGCAGGAGCCAAAGUGAACGAAUUAACCAAGCACCGCCAGACUGCCCUGCAUCUCGCCGCCCAGCAGGACCUGCCCACCAUCUGCUCCGUCCUCCUGGAGAAUGCGGUGGACUUUGCUGCUCUGGACGAGAAUGGAAAUAACGCUCUUCAUCUCGCGGUCAUGCACGGUCGGCUCAACAACAUCCGGGUCCUCCUGACCGAGUGCACCGUGGACGCCGAAGCCUUCAAUCUACGAGGCCAGUCGCCGCUGCACAUCCUGGGUCAGUACGGCAAAGAGAACGCAGCCACCAUCUUUGAGCUCUUCCUGGAGUGCAUGCCUCAGUACCCUCUGGACAAGCCAGACGCGGAAGGAAACACGGUGCUGCUGUUGGCUUACAUGAAGGGGAAUGCCAACCUGUGCCGUGCCGUCGUCCGCUCGGGAGCUCGCCUCGGGGUCAACAACAACCAAGGGGUGAACAUUUUCAACUACCAAGUUGCCACCAAGCAGCUUCUGUUUCGACUGUUAGGUGAGUGGCUACUUGCUGCUCAUCCAGCACAGACACGGGCACGGUGUCGGUCGUUCACGUGCCCCGGUGACCUCUGAACCCAGAAUGACCCGAGCCGNNNNUGCGGACGCCUUCUGUGCCAUAAAUGCUCGACCAAGGAGAUCCCUAUUAUAAAAUUUGAUCUGAACAAGCCCGUGCGAGUUUGCAACAUUUGCUUUGAUGUGCUGACUCUGGGGGGCGUCUCUUAG